GUGCUUCAUUAUGGAAGACAGAGGGUAUCUCGUGGCACACCCAACCCUCAUCGAUCCCAAAGGACACGCGCCGGUGGAGCAACAGCACAUUACACACAAGGAGCCUUUGGUGGCCAAUGACAUUCUCAACCACCCCAACUUUGUCAAGAAGAACCUCUGCAACAGCUUCAGCGACAGAACAGUCCAGCGGUUUUACAAAUUCAACACCAGCUUAGUGGGAGACCUGACCAACCUCGUGCACGGCAGUCACUGCUCCAAGUACCGGCUGACGCGGGUGCCGGGCACCACCGCCUCCGUGGGGAUCGUCAACGAGACCUGCGACUCGCUGGCCUUCUGCGCCUGCAGCAUGGUGGACCGGCUGUGCCUCAACUGCCACCGAAUGGAACAAAACGAGUGUGAAUGCCCUUGUGAGUGUCCUCUGGAGGUAAACGAGUGCACUGGCAACCUUACUAACGCAGAAAGCAGGAAUCCUAGUUGCGAAGUUCAUCAGGAGCCGAUGACUUUCACAGCGAUUGAUCCCAGCCUCCAGGAUGCUCUGCCCCAGUGUAUUAAUACUCAGUGCAAUCAGAGAACAGAGAGCGGGGAUUGCUUUGGUGUGUUGGACUGUGAGUGGUGUAUGGUAGACAGUGAUGGAAAGACCCACCUGGAUAAAUCCUACUGCGCCCCUCAGAAGGAAUGCUUUGGUGGCAUCGUGGGAGCAAAGAGCCCCUAUGUGGAUGACUUGGGAGCUAUAGGGGACGAGGUGAUCACUCUGAACAUGAUCAAAAGCGCCCCGGUGGGGCCGGUGGCCGGCGGCAUCAUGGGCUGCAUCAUGGUGCUGGUCCUCGCCGUGUACGCGUAUCGUCACCAGAUCCACCGCAGGAGCCACCAGCACAUGUCACCUUUGGCUGCACAGGAAAUGUCCGUGCGCAUGUCGAACCUGGAAAAUGAUAGGGAUGAGAGGGAUGAUGACAGCCAUGAAGACAGAGGAAUCAUCAGCAACACGCGCUUCAUAGCGGCGGUGAUAGAGCGGCACGCGCACAGCCCCGAGCGCCGGCGCCGCUACUGGGGACGCUCGGGCACCGAGAGCGACCACGGUAAGAGCUGGAACCAAGCCCUGCUCCGCGUCCGCGGGUUUCCUCGGCAGUCUGGCAUCUUGCAGAUAAGGUCCCCAGAAGAAAAACCCGUGACGGAAACCUUUGCUCCCUGUUGCCUCGCGGUGAAACGGUCCUUUCGGCAGUGA
Molecule: messenger RNA, 1222 nt
Organism: Tinamus guttatus (white-throated tinamou)
Lineage: Eukaryota; Metazoa; Chordata; Aves; Tinamiformes; Tinamidae
Source: RefSeq, a predicted model, not a curated record